AUGGAGAUUCCAACAAAACAUUUGGCAUUAUCAAAUUACAAUAAGCAAUAUGGUCAUCUAUUAGGUGAAUUUCUUUGUUUAUAUGGAAAUAUAACUCGUCAAACAUUGAAAAAGGCUACUGCGAUUCGUUUAUCUGAUUUAGAUGAUGAUUCAGUUGUAAUUUCAUUUUCAUUGCCAGAUAUUCCUUUGCCUGUUGAUAAAAUUAUAUUAUAUCCUGAAGAAUAUAAAGGAACUCCGGAAUCCAAGUUUAAUCAAAUGUUAUUGAAAACAGUUGAGAAGAGUGGUAAAUCGCUGCUAAAGAUUAAUACAUGUUUAGGUCCACGUACACCUGCUGACUUAGCAGUACUUUUAGUGGUACCAUUACCUUUAGUAUGUUAUUUAUAUAGACCAUUAUUAUUAUGGAUUCCAAUCAUUGGUAAUUACUUAAGUGAAAAUCCAAAUUAUAUUCUAUGGAUUAUUGGUUUAGAACUUUUAUGUCAUUUAUGUGAAUCUUUAACAUUUAUAAAACCAUUAAUGUUUCGUUACAGCAUAGCUCCUGAUCUUCAAGUUGAAUGGUACAUGUGGGGUCUAUUAGAAGGUUACAGUCCCGUUAGAAGACUCAAUGCUUUUGCUCAACCAAAAGAGAGUACGUUGAAAGAUACACUAAUGAAUAUAUGA
Molecule: messenger RNA, 657 nt
Organism: Maudiozyma saulgeensis
Lineage: Eukaryota; Fungi; Ascomycota; Saccharomycetes; Saccharomycetales; Saccharomycetaceae
Source: the annotation of a GenBank genome assembly